UCCUCCGUCACUCGUGUUGUUCCGGGGGCAGCUUUAGCAGACGGACCAGCAGCUGGCGGUAAAAAUGGAUCCUGACGGUGUAAAUAAAGAACUCCGAAUCCAAAUAUCGUCUAAAAAACAGCUGAACGAUCAAAUAAAUACAUAUAAAGACGUGUUAAAGAAAGUUCUCGAUGGACAGACGGAGGUUUGUGAGAAGACCAAACGAGUUUUACUGCAGGAGCUGCUCGCGAACUUUGAAGCAGCCGUUCGAGACAACGUGUUGGUGAAGGGGAAGCGGUGGGACGAAGCACCUGAUGAAGAGGACGAGUCCGUAGACCUGGAAAGCUUGCUAGAUGACACCAUUGUUGAAACCUCCAGGAGGCGUCGUACUUACCCAAGGAAGAUCCUGCCCCACGUGGUCCACUCACUCAAGGCUGAACGCAAACUGAUGACCCUGUUUGAGCGAGACCUUCAUCCUCAAGAGGUUUUCAAAGACCUGUACCAAGAUGACAUCAUGAACAAUUUGUCAUCAGCAGCACCUAAAAUGGUGAAACAAGCCAUCGAGGUCUUCAAGUCAAUGAACACGCUGCAGAAACAAGCUGAAGGCCUCUGUGAGAUCCUCAACAUGAAACCAAGCAACGCUUCUCUGCAGAUCCACCAGGAAGUCUUCGGCAUCAACGGACAAUCAGAAAUUCCACUCCCUUCUACGGGCAGAGCCAGAGCCAACAGACAGCCAAUCAAAAGAGCCACAGAGGACGCGGCCGCCACAGACUGCUAUGUUCCCCUACGCAAGAAAACAGACCCAAGCGGAACACAGCAAAUCUCCCAAUGAAGCCAACAAACACGUUUUAACUCC
Molecule: messenger RNA, 835 nt
Organism: Thalassophryne amazonica
Lineage: Eukaryota; Metazoa; Chordata; Actinopteri; Batrachoidiformes; Batrachoididae
Gene: nsl1
Product: NSL1 component of MIS12 kinetochore complex
Exons: 6
Coding region: 65-811 (248 amino acids)
Biological process (GO): mitotic sister chromatid segregation
Cellular component (GO): MIS12/MIND type complex; kinetochore
Source: RefSeq, a predicted model, not a curated record